AUGCCUCGAGAGAUCAUUACACUUCAGGCAGGGCAAUGUGGCAACCAAGUCGGCUCUGAGUUCUGGCGGUUGCUCUGCGCCGAACAUGGUAUUCGUCAUGAUGGUAUUGUGGAGCCCUUUGCAAGUGCUGGGGACGAUCGGAAAGACGUUUUCUUUUACCAGGCUGACGACGAUCACUAUAUUCCUCGUGCGCUUCUUAUUGACAUGGAGCCGCGCGUUAUUAAUGCCAUUCAACGCGGUAGCAUGCAGCGUCUUUUUAACCCGGAAAAUGUGUACAUCCAUUCUGAGGGAGGCGGCGCCGGGAAUAACUGGGCCCAUGGAUAUGAAAUGGGCGAUAGCGUGCAAGAAACACUGUUUGACAUGAUUGAACGCGAGGCAGAGAAUAGUGACAGUCUUGAGGGGUUUGUGCUUACACACAGCAUUGCUGGGGGCACAGGCAGUGGAAUGGGAAGUUAUCUUCUUGAGCAUCUCAACGAUCGGUUUCCGAAGAAACUUAUUCAGACUUAUAGUGUUUUCCCAAAUCAGUCCCGUGGUGGAGACAGCGACGUCAUUGUACAGCCGUACAAUAGUUUGUUAGCAAUCAAACGUCUGACGCUGCAUGCUGAUUGUGUCGUUGUUCUGGACAACACGGCUCUGAAUCGUAUUGCCACAGAUAAUUUACAUAUUUCUUCACCCACUGUUGAACAGAUGAAUGGAUUAGUGAGCACCGUUAUGGCAGCCUCUACUGCAACUUUACGUUAUCCGGGUUAUAUGAAUAAUGAUCUCAUGAGUAUGCUUGCUUCGUUGAUUCCCACUCCACGCUGCCACUUUAUAUGCACCGGUUACACACCCACAACAUUAGACACCUCGAACAUUCAGUCUUCUGUACAGAAAACAUCCGUGCACGACGUUAUGCGACGGCUUUUGAUGCCAAAGAAUAUGAUGGUUUCAACUUCUAUGAAGAGUGGUUGUUACAUCUCCCUGUUGAAUCUCAUUCAAGGCGAUGUAGACCCGGCACAAGUACAUCGUUCACUUGAGCGGAUUCGCGAGCGUUCACCUAACUUUAUCCCAUGGGGACCCGCUUCUAUUCAAGUGAUUCUAUCGAAGAAGUCACCUUACUUAGACACACGGCAUCGUGUGAGUGGACUUGUAAUGGCAAAUCACACCAGUAUAAAUUCUCUCUUUCAACGAACGCUCAAGCAGUUUGACUUGCUGUUUAACCGCGGUGUUUUCCUGGAGCAGUAUAAACGGUACGGCCCCAUGAAGGAGAACCUUGACGAAUUUAAACACUCUAGGGAAGUUCUGGAGAGCCUGGUGAGUGAAUACAAGGCAUGCGAGAGUUCGGAUUACAUUCGAAAUUUUUAG
Molecule: messenger RNA, 1344 nt
Organism: Trypanosoma cruzi
Lineage: Eukaryota; Euglenozoa; Kinetoplastea; Trypanosomatida; Trypanosomatidae
Product: gamma-tubulin, putative
Exons: 1
Coding region: 1-1344 (447 amino acids)
Biological process (GO): mitotic sister chromatid segregation; microtubule nucleation; mitotic spindle organization
Cellular component (GO): centrosome; spindle; microtubule
Molecular function (GO): structural constituent of cytoskeleton; GTP binding
Source: RefSeq, a predicted model, not a curated record